GGGACCCCCAGCACAAAUUAUCAAAUGCCCCCAAAACCCUAAAACCCUAAAAUCUAAAUCGAACUCCUCCUCGAAGCAGGCAGCUGAAACUACUAGCUGGACGGAGCUCGCGAGAGAGAGCAAAGAUGGAAGAUGCCAUGGACAUGGAAGUGGAAGUGGAAGUGGAAGCGGAAGAACACUCUCCUUCCAGCUCGAAUCCGAGCGGCUCUUCCUUCCGCAGAUUCGGGCUCAAGAACUCGAUCCAGACCAACUUCGGCAGCGACUACGUCUUCGAAAUUACUCCCAAGUUUGAUUGGUCGCUGAUGGGGGUAUCGUUGUCGUCCAACGCGGUGAAGCUGUAUUCCCCAACGACGGGUCAGUACUGCGGAGAGUGCAGGGGGCACUCCGAUACCGUCAAUGGCAUUUCGUUCUCAGGACCGUCGAGUCCCCACGUCUUGCACUCUUGCUCUUCCGAUGGCACCAUCCGAGCUUGGGACACCAGGUCUUUUAAAGAGGUUUCUUGCAUAAGUGCCGGGCCAUCGCAGGAGAUCUUCAGCUUUUCGUUCGGCGGUUCAAGUGACAGUCUUCUUUCUGCUGGAUGUAAAUCUCAGAUACUCUUUUGGGAUUGGAGAAACAAAAAGCAGGUUGCAUGUUUAGAAGAUUCUCAUGUGGAUGAUGUUACCCAGGUUUGCUUUGUCCCUCACCAUCAAAAUAAGCUUAUUUCAGCUUCAGUGGAUGGGCUGAUAUGUAUAUUUGAUACGGCUGGAGACAUCAAUGAUGAUGAGCAUAUGGAAUCGGUGAUUAAUGUGGGAACUUCAAUUGGCAAAGUGGGGAUAUUUGGACAGACAUUUGAAAAGCUCUGGUGUUUGACACAUAUUGAGACCUUAAGUGUUUGGGACUGGAAAGAGGGAACAAAUGAAGCCAACUUUGAAGAUGCCCGAAAAUUAGCAUCUGAUAGCUGGUCACUAGAUCAUAUUGAUUAUUUUGUUGACUGUCACUCAGCUGAAGAAGGUGAAGGUUUGUGGGUGAUUGGUGGCACAAAUGCCGGGACUUUAGGAUACUUCCCUGUAAAGUACAAGGGAGGGGCAGCAAUAGGAUCCCCAGAGGCCGUUCUUGGAGGUGGCCACUCGGAUGUGGUUAGGAGCGUUUUGCCUAUGUCGGGCAUGGCAGGGACAACUUCCAAAACCCGAGGCAUUUUUGGAUGGACGGGUGGCGAGGAUGGUCGCUUGUGUUGCUGGCUUUCUGAUGACUCUUCCGCUACAAGCCGAUCGUGGAUGUCAAGCAAUCUGGUCUUGAAGUCAUCGAGAAGUCACCACAAGAAAAAUAGGCACCGACCUUACUAGUUUUUUUGUCAGAUUUGCUUGUUUUAUUUCCAUGUAUCAAGCCGCAUCAAUGUUUGUCGCUGCAAUUAACAUGUGUGCAGUCGACCCGUAUUUGAUUGAUUUUUUGUAAUACAUUACACAGCGACCCGUGUUCUGUAUUAUAUUUCCCCCAUCAUUCUAUUACCUUUUAGCAGGA
Molecule: messenger RNA, 1497 nt
Organism: Eucalyptus grandis
Lineage: Eukaryota; Viridiplantae; Streptophyta; Magnoliopsida; Myrtales; Myrtaceae
Product: WD repeat-containing protein GTS1
Exons: 8
Coding region: 126-1322 (398 amino acids)
Molecular function (GO): protein binding
Source: RefSeq, a predicted model, not a curated record